Molecule: messenger RNA, 1408 nt
Organism: Terrapene triunguis (Three-toed box turtle)
Lineage: Eukaryota; Metazoa; Chordata; Testudines; Emydidae
Gene: PIH1D2
Product: PIH1 domain containing 2
Exons: 6
Coding region: 118-1068 (316 amino acids)
Biological process (GO): rRNA processing; box C/D snoRNP assembly
Cellular component (GO): ribonucleoprotein complex; R2TP complex; cytoplasm
Source: RefSeq, a predicted model, not a curated record
CACUUCCGGGGGACUUCCGCGUCGGUUGCUAUGGAAACGGCGUCGUGUACCCGGAGGCAGGAUCUGUGUGGCGUUAAGCGUAGGACCCGUGCUGCUUCCUGAGGGACAUUUGUGCUAAUGAUGGCGGCUCCUGCUCACCCAGAGGACAUGCUGACUCAAGUGACCCAACUCUGGAGUAUGCUGGAUGAGAUGGCAGAAAGCACCCCUGAGAGCUACCACAGAUUCAUUCAGCAGCAGCUGGAGGAUGCAAAGCAAUAUUGCGCUCCCCCUGAACCACAUCUUUGCCUACAGACCCACAUACUGGAUCCUAAUGAAAAAUCAUUGUUCAUUAACCUCUGCAGGUGGAAAAGGGUCCCAGCUCCUAAGUCACUUACUGAUCCAAUACCUCUAAGUGCUGGCCCACUAGAGGAGGUGUCCGAUAAAGCAGAGAUUUACUCCAUCAUAGAUAUUGCAUAUAAUCCGACUAUUCUUCAGCGAGAGGAGAACCAAGCAGAAAUGGAUCACUUGAUCCGUCUGACAUUUAAAUACAUUGAGGAGCAUUACAACCUCUCUCUCUCCCACUCUUACCACAUUGCAACAUUCACACUCAAAGGAAGCCUGAAAAGGAUGAAACAGAGUCUGGGAGGAGGGCCACUACCAGCUCCACUUUUCAACAAGAACAUGAGGAAUGAACUGACACUGGACCAGAUGAAGCACAACCUCAGAGAGGAGGAUCGCAAUAAUGCUACACUGCUGCUGAACAAGGAUGUUACACAGUCUAAAGUGCAUCUGAUAGAAGAGAUUGCCAGUAUGGAGCUGCCAGAGGAGCCAAUCACACCUGCCUAUGAACUGACCUUUGCAAAGGAUGCAAAUGGGAAACCUCUAAAGAUUGAACUGAAAGUUGAAUUGCCUAAAGUUAGUUCCGUUUCUGAAUGUGAACUGAGCAUUUCAAGGGAUGAUGUAAUCGUUGAAGUCCCUGAAAAAUACAGAUUACAGCUGGAUUUGCCAGAAUUGGUCGAUGAAGAAGCAACUACAGCAACAUUUAACAAAGGGAAAGGUGUGUUGCUUAUCAUAAUGCCAAUUUCCUAAAGAAAAUGUUAGGGACAGCAGGUUCUCACAGAGUUAGUGGGUAUGUGUCACUCUUAAAGAUUAAAAGGAAGGUUUAUGGUAAAGAUCUUACCAAUAUGUAGAAAUCAGUAUCACUGUGUUAUUCUAAGUAUCUGUUUUGCUGUCUGUGCACACACAAUUUCUUUUAGAGAACAGAGGGUGAUGAAGUUUACAUAGAGAGGAAGUGUACAGUAUAUAGAGUAGGAAGGAAUUCUUAAUACAAGUUGUAAACAUUUAAGGGUUACUUAGAUCAUUUUAUCUCUAACACGAGUCUACAUUAUAAACUUUACUACCAUGUCCAGUUUGUCAAUCAGUAGACCAA